AUGGAUAAACAUAAAAAACAAGGCACAGCUGUUUCGACAAGUACUGCAUCACAGAAACAGUCAGUCACUUCAAAACAAACAAGUAGUCCAUCUCAAUCGUCAUCCGAUGACGAAGCUGGACCUUCGACCAGUGUUGUCACACCUGUUAUCAGUACAUCUAAAUCAAGUGGUAAAUCAAACACUGAAAAACCUAAAGUGCAGCAACGCUCAUCUAAAAAGAUCAUUUACGUUGAAUCGUCAUCGUCGUCUUCUGACGAAACCGAACCUUUGCCAAAAGAUUCUGCACCUGUUGCUAGUACAUCAAAAUUAAGUAAUCAGAAACAAGAAGCGGAAAAUUGGACAAGUCCAGAAAACUUUUGCAACAUUGGUUUAUAUUGGCUUUACGGCUUGUGUCAGACUUUUUUACUCACAAGAUUAACAGAACGGCCAUUUGCGGGAAACGACGAUGAAAAAGAAGAAGAUGACGAGGAGAUGAGCAAUGAAGAAGAAGAGGAAGACGAGGAGAUGGGCAAUAAAGAAGAAAAGGAUGAAGAGAGCGAGAAUAUGAGCGAUGAAGAGAAAGAGGAUAAAGACUUAAAAG
Rhagoletis zephyria (snowberry fruit fly) is the source of this 580-nucleotide messenger RNA. The record is from RefSeq and is a predicted model, not a curated record. Lineage: Eukaryota; Metazoa; Arthropoda; Insecta; Diptera; Tephritidae.